CGCGUCGUGUCCGCCCGGAGUAGCCUGGUGUUCAGGAGUCCAGUGUUCUAGUGUGAGGGAGUUGACGCGUCAAAUCACGCCGGGACCUGUUAGCAUCUAGCAGCUAACGGCUAACAGUUAGCAGCUAACGGCUAACAGCUAACAGUUAGCAGCUAACGGCUAAAGGCUUACAGUUAGCACCUAGCGGCUAGCAGCUAACGGCUAACAGUUAGCAUCUAGCAGCUAACAGCUAACAGCUAGCAGCUAACGUUAGCAGGGCUAGCCACACACACACACACAGUGAUCUCGUUAGUUUGUUUUAAUUGAUAGUGUGACUCCUUCCAGCCACCCAGCUGCCGGUACAGGUGUGUGGAGACUAGUCUGAGGAGGUGCAGAGUAGAUGUCUCAUAUUUGAGCUGUCGGGUUUGCAGGCUGCUCGGUUUAACAGUUUAACAUGAUGUCCAGCCUGGAGGCUGCUAACUAAUGCGCAGUACUGACUCUGCUUCAUGAGCACAAACCAGCAGGAUCUGCUUUUUAUUGGCUUGUUUCACUAAUAUCCAGCUCCUCUCUGCAGCUCCGUUAUCUGCUGCUGACUGCAUGGUUGAAGCUGGUGGUGUUGGAGCCAGAUUAUGGGAGCAGGAAACGUGUUGAACUUGUUCUGGUAGUAGGUAGCUCCACCGGCCUUGCUGGCAUCUCACCAGAACCCCACAGGGAUGGACACUAAACCGAGCAGCCACGACCACAACUGAGACAGUCGGAUAUCUCGGGAUAAGUUCCGACAGCUGACACACGUGUACACAGUGCACGGUGCCUCAUUGCAUUAGAGUGGGCGGCAUACAGGUUGUUUUGCAGGUUAACUAGAUCCAGUUAGUCACUACCGCGGAGACCAGUUAGCUUGCCUCCAGUGCACAGCUAGCUCCGGUCUCGCCCCACAUCACACCUCAUCACGGCGUACAGAACCUACUCAGAGCCCGCUCCCGGCCAGACGCACCGGCUCAACAACACCGUCAUGGGAGUGCAGGGUUUCCAGGAGUAUCUAGAGAAGCGGUGCCCCGGGGCCGCCGUCCCGGUGGACCUCCUGAAGCUCGCCCGGACCGCGGCCCGCCAGCCCCCUCACCACCACCACCCACACCACCCACACCACCACCCUCAUCACCCCGGGCCCAUGCCUCCCCCGCCCCCGCCGGCCAGGAUCCUCAUCGACGCGGACUCCGGCCUGCAGCGCCUGUACGGCGGCUACCAGACGGACUGGGUGUGCGGGGGCGAGUGGAACGCCAUGCUGGGCUACCUGGCCGCCCUGUCCCAGGCCUGCCUGUACCAGGGCGGCCUGGAGCUGGUCGUGGUUUUCAACGGGACCCUGGGGAAGGAGCGCUGGCCCGAGUGGGCGCGGCGGGCCCAGGGCCAGAGACAGACGGCCCAGCUGAUCGUGAACCACGUCGGCAGCAAGGCCACCCCGCCUCCCCGGGCAUGGUUCCUGCCUCCGGCCUGCCUCAGCCACUGCGUCCGCCUCGCCAUGUUCCGCUUCAGAGUGCGGGUUGUCCAGACUCUGGAGGACCAUCACCAGGAAGUGCUGUCUCUCUACAGGGACUUUGGAUUCGCUGGCCUGAUCGCUCAGGAUUCUGAGUUCGCCCUCUGCAAUGUACCCGCCUACUUCUCGUCGCACGCCCUCAAACUGAGCUGGAACGGCAAGAACCUGACCACGCACCAGUACCUGCUGUCUGAGGCCGCCAGGCAGCUAGGGCUGAAGACACAACACCUGCCCUGCUUUGCUGCUCUGCUGGGAAAUCAUAUUCUGCCUGAUGAGGACCUGGCUGCCUUCCACUGGAGUCUGCUGGGACCAGAACACCCACUAGCUUCUCUCAAGGUGCGAGCCCAUCAGCUGGUGCUGCCGCCCUGCGAGGUGGUGAUCAAGGCCGUCUCCGAGUACGUCUCCUCCAUCAAAGACCUGGGAAACCUUGACGCCAUCGCCAGAGAUGUCUUCAAACAGUCACAGUCUCGUAUGGAGGACAAAGUGGAGCGAUUCAAGAAAGCUGUGGAGUAUUUUUCAGCUGCCUCCAAACCUCGCUCGCCCAACAUGGGGCCCUCCUCCUUCAUCUUACCUGGGUUUGGAUUCGGGGGACCACCUGGACACAUGGGACCGAUGCAGCCUGGAAAGAAUCAGUUCCCUCCUCCCCAGGUUCCAGGGUUAAAGCCACCCUAUCAGAAUGCUCCAUACGGACCCGGCUCCACCCCUCUGUUCCAGAACCCGCCGCCGUCCCAAGACUGCAACGAUUCGCUGACGGGCAAGAUGGGCUUCACUGAUUGGUCGGCUCCAUAUGAUUCCACUCAGGGGGGGAACAGAUUACCCAAUCAUCACACCGCCGCUCAGUCUGUCCCCUCUCCGUCUCCCUCAUCGUCAUCAGAUGGAGACGAACCCAACGACAGCAACGCCAACCAUCUGACGGACAAGCCCUCUCGGUGGGAGGAUCCUGCUGGAAGGGGGGGCUCGGCCUCUGGAAACGGUUCCCAAGGCAACGGGAGCGCGUCACACAUUCCGUCACUGCUGUCUAUGGCGACGCGGAGUCACAUGGACAUCACCACGCCCCCUUUGCCUCAGGUCAGUGCUGAGGUUCUCCGUGUAGCCGAGCACAGACACCGACGAGGACUGAUGUACCCCCAGAUCUACCACAUAUUGACCAAGGGAGAGAUGAAGAUGCCGGUGUGUAUAGAGGAUGAGUGUAACUCUGAGCUGCCUCCUGCCUCGCUGCUGUUCCGUGCUGCCAGACAGUACGCCUACGGCGUCCUCUUCAGUCUGGCUGAAACACACCGCCGCCUGGAGAGGCUCGCUCUCCGCAAGAGGGCUCCCCUGGAAGUUCCUCCAGUGAUUGUCAAAGAGUGGAGCAGCGGUAAAGCCAAGUCGGCCCUGACUCCGGAGCUGGUCCCGGCCCUGUGUUUCCGGGAGUGGACCUGCCCCAACCUGCGGCGCCUGUGGUUGGGUCGAGCCAGCGAGGACCGCUCCAGGAGAACCAGGGCCUUCCUGGCCUGCCUACGCUCCGACUGCCCAGCCCUCCUCAACCCAGCACAGGUCCCCCAGCAUCUGCUGCUCAUGUGCUGCGUGCUCAGGUAUAUGAUGCAGUGGCCUGGAGGGAGGAUACUCCAGAGACAUGAGCUGGAUGCCUUCCUGGCUCAGGCUGUUUCCAGUCAGCUCUACGAACCUGAUCAGCUACAGGAGCUCAAGGUGGAGAAGGUGGACGCCCGCGGCGUGCAGCUGGCUUCUCUUUUCAUGGCCGGCGUCGACACGGCGCUGUUCAUCAACGAUGUGUGCGGCCAGCCGUUGCCGUGGGAACACUGCUGCCCCUGGGGCUUCUUCGACGGCAAACUGUUUCAGAGCAAACUGGCCCGGGCCGCUCGAGACCGGGCCGCCCUGCUGGACAUGUGCGAGGGACAGGAGGAGCUGGUGUCGAAGGUGGAGAAGAUGCGUCAGGCCAUCCUGGAGGGAAUCAACCUGUCCCGCCCUCCUCCUCCUCCUCCUCCUCUUCCUCCUCCAGCCUUCCUCCCCCCAGCCAUGGUGCCCCCUUUCUACCCGAUGCCUCCCCUAUACCCCCCCCGCCCCAUGGGCAUGCCUCAUCAUCAUCACCCUCAUCAUCCUCAUCACCCGGCCCAGCACAGACCCAGAGCCUUCCCAGGCCUUCAGUCCAUCCCCCCCCAGGGAGGGAAGCUGGAGAUCGCUGGUAUGGUGGUCGGCCAGUGGGCCGGGAACAAACCGGUCCGUGGGAGGGGGGGGUUCAACAUGCAAGUGGUGUCAGUGGGAGCAGGGAGAGGGAGGGGUAAAGAGAUCCCAGCCAAGAUACGAAGCGUGAAAAAGGUUCCGACCAACAGAACACAGACGUCGCCGCCGCCGCCAUCCAGCAGUCCCCCGAAGCCGUCAGAGGAGGCGGUCUCCACGCCAGAUGUCGCCACCCAGCAGCUGAACGGCAGCUCAGCGGCCUCCGCCAUCGGCCAGCCCUUGGAGCUGGCCCCCCUGGCCCAGCCAAUCCCGUGUGCCUUAGCCAGCAGAGACAACCAAUCAGAGGGGGUGGAGGUGGAGGCCCCCUGUUGCCUUGACGACUGCCCGUCAGACGGAGCGCUACAGAAAGAGGAGUGAUGGCGUCCUUUCCCAGGAUGCACUGCUCUGAGAGAGUUCUGUGUUUGACUGCCUUUCCCUGUUUUUGUAGCCCUGCCCGCUAGCUGUGCACGUUAUGACGUGGAGCAGGAGGCGGCGGCGGCGAGGCUCCUCCUCGCGCUUCCUGCUGCUCCGCGUCAUAAAGCAGCGAGCUCUUUACUUCCUGUUUAGUUUUCUCAUGUGGUUUUAUGUUGUUUAAUGAAGAGAGGUUUUCUCCAUGAGUCUGUAAGCGCCCCCCCCCCCCCACACUCAAAAUCCUAAACGCCCCCCCGCCCCGCACUCAGAGUAAAAUAAGCUUGAAGCCCCGCCCCCAUUACGCCCCGCCACUUAACGCCCCCCCCCUUCAGUAUGGGCAUCUGUACAGUUAAAAUGUCUCUUAGUGUUUUAAUGGUCCUCUGCACACACACACGCGGGAAGCUCUCCGCUACGGUGACACAUUGGAUGUGGUCGCCAUGGUUUCCAUGGUUUCCAUGGCAGGCCUGGUUGGUAGUUGUGUGUUGAUGCGGCCGUCGCCGUGUCGUGAGGUUUGAGGUUUGAGGUUUGAGACAGAGUUUGACUCUUUAAUAAUAAUGUAACAGUGAUGUACCCCCCCCCCUCCUCACUUAUACUAGUUCUACUAGCACCGAAGCCCUUGAUUGAUUGAUUGAUUGAUUGGUUAUGUAAUCACAGGAGCACUUGUCCCCCCGCCCCCCGUGGUAUUAGUGGUAUUAGCGUGCUGUCUGACUCUGACCCAUGUAGCAUAGCCUAGCGAUCAGCUGUGCUAAGACACCCCAUGAAUUUAUGCACCUUAAGCCCUAAAGUAUGCAAGAUGCCCCUCCCCCCCCCCCGCUCCUCCAAAAAGAAACAGUGCAUUAUUAUAUGAGCCCCCCCCUCCCCCGUCCCAAAGCUUUGAUUGUAUUAUUAGCCCAACAGAAGCACUUAUUGUUGUAUUUAAGAUGAUGAAUUGGAACACGCCCCCCCGUAUAUCUGUAUAUCCGGUUGAACGGCGUCCCCCGUAUAUCCGGUUGAACGGCGCCCCCCGUAUAUCUGUAUAUCCGGGUGAACGGCGUCCCCCGAUGAUGACAUGUGGAGCUACAUGUGACGGUAGAGAUCUAUUAGAGACGGCAGAAUGUGAACAGAGUGGUUUCAGACAAAGAAGCACUUUGUUUUAAAAAUGUUGAACCACACUGGAACCACAGUCUUCUGCUACCAGGUGAAACAGAGAUAAACUGUGAGGCACCUUCUGGAGUUCAGGCCAAAAAGAAAAGAUGGAGCCGAGCGCUGAGCAUCGGGGGAGCUGCUGCCAGGCAGAGCUCCUCCGACCGGCGUCCGACCGGCGUUCACCGACUUUACAACCACGUUGAAGGAACUCCUGAUUCUCAAGGAAGUCUUUUCACGUUUAUUUCCAAAGUGUAUUUUUAAAAAGCGGCGAGCCGACUGAGGCCGCCAGCGAUGAUAAAGGGGCGUGGCGACUAAAGCCUCAAAGAUUCCCCCCCCCCCCAUUCACCACCCUCUGGUGGUGAAAGAGUAACGGUUGUCAUGACGAUAGCCCAGCACCACGAGCUCUGGUGUGUCACUUUAGACCAACAGGAAGCACUUAAACGCCCUGAAGCAGCCCGGCCCGACGCGGCGGAGGCUUUUCACGGGUCGCAUCACAUGACAGGAGAGAGGGAGGCCUCGUGACGGACCCGAGUGUGCCGCUCACAAUCUGAGACUUACCAUAACGAAUCGUUUUAUUAGAGCACUUGUGUUUGUAGAGAAUGAGAUGUGUUCCCUCCCCCCACUCCCCCUUAGUAGCUUUCAUCUGACUACGGAACCACAGCGAACCGACCGGCGGUAGCACGAGCGCAGUGCGUCGGCUCCUGCUGAGCGACGCCGGCCAGUGAAACACGAUGAUGAUAAUCUCUAUGAACUGACUGAGAGAGACUGAACGAGCUCACCGUGUUAAACAAACUAAAGACAAGUCAACACAGCAGCACCUUAUUUUCUUACUAUGUUGAUGACUCGUGCUCCUCCGCGGCGUGCCACCGACUGACACGGAAACAAACGCCGUUUUUGAAGGAAACAACCCGACUUGUAUCUGUAAGUGUUGAUGUAGUCGCGUCAGACAUCCCCGUCAGUUCUGAAUCAACCAUGACAGUUGACCCAGCCGUGAGCGUAGGCCUACGCUCAUCAUCACAGGCCCGUGCUGCGCCGCCACGCCGCGCCGCCGCGCCGCCGUCUCCAACACCGACACCAAAUGAAAUGAGAGGUUUCCGUUGUUGGUAGGGACGAAGCGUUGGAGUGCUGCAGGUGUUUCUAGGUUACGAGUAGCGUCGGGCUGAACACAGGACUGUCAUACAGACACCAAGACUAGAGGCUAGAGAAUAUAGAACUCCACUGGCCGAAAUACUACGUCUAGAAUACGUAAUACUACUACUACUACUAGGAGUCAUUUACUCUUUAUAAAUACUACUGCGUUACACCGUCGACAUUAGUACACACACGUGUAUCGCACCAGUACGUCGUUAUAGAAGAAGGCUUUACCGCGGCGAGCCAGAGCGUGAUCUGGUAUAUGAUGCCCUCUCUCGAUUCGCUCGCCAGAUACAAACACACUAACACACACACACACACAUAAACACACACACACACACAUGAGAACCAGAUGUUCAGUUGCUAGGUUACCAGCAGCGUUCUCUCUGCUUUCGUGCUGAAGUGAUUUUGUGCAGUUUCAGUUCCAGUGGUGGUCGUCAGUUCACCAGGUCAGUCUGGUAACACGUCCUACUGACGCACGCGCACACACACACACACACACACACAUAGAUGUUAAACCCUUACAGAGUUACACAGUAGAUAGAACAGAAAACAGUCAACUCGAUACAUGAUGUAGUGUCCCUCUCUCGUCCUCGUCUGUUUUAGUUCGAUAGAUAUUUGAUCAGUGAUUUUAUGCUUGUUAUCCUACACCCCCUCACCCCGCUAUAACCCCCCCUCCUCCCCAGAAAUGUCCAUUGACGUCUUCUCUUAUUCUCCCUCAUAGCGUACAUGCAUCACACACUCACACACUCACACCUUCUACACACACACACACACACACCAUCCUCCCGUCACUUCCUGUUUCAGUUCUUCUCCUCCGCUGUCGUCACCUCCCGCUCUGCCUCUCCUUUUAGCCCUUUAGGACCGUUUCUAUUGGCCGUUUCUCUCUCUCUCUCUCUUUGGGCUGCCCCGCCCACCUUAAUCAACCCGACUAACAGUAAAGGUUAUAUUAACGUUGAUAAUCAGUUUCUGUAUGUAUCUAGCCAGAGUCUGGAAAAAAAAAAUCUGAAAAAAAAACGGUUUUAUUCAAUUGUGCAAAUGUGUUUUUUCUUACUAUUUUUAAUGUUAUUACAUCUUUAAUCUAAUCCUUCUACCAUCGCUUCAGUUAGUACUGAAUACGCUUAGCCAACCUAGACAUCUGAACUGUAAUGAUCGAGAUUUUCCUUACCUGUAUUUUAUAUGGCAUCUUUAGACCACCGUUUAUUAUGUACGUAAGUAAAUAUUGCCCGUUUUUUUUAAAUGAAAAUUGUCGCCUGCACUAUGUUAUGAUUCUCAUAAUAUCCCCGAUAACAACCUGGUGGUUGACUCAUCAGUCUAAGCUGAACUCUGCGCCGUGCACGAAGCAGCCAAACGUCUCUAGUAAACACCUGAGAACCAAAGUACACCCAACAUCCCCCAUAAAGCCCCCAUAAUGCCCCGAUAAAGCCCCUAUAAAGCCUCCAUAGACAUGGACAGUCUGCCCCUAUAAAGCCCCUCUAAAGCCCCUAUAAAGCCCCUAUAGAGCCUCCAGAGACAUGGACAGUCUGUCCCUAUAAAGCCUCCAUAGACAUGGACAGUCUGUCCCUAUAAAGCCUCCACAGACAUGGACAGUCUGCCCCUAUAAAGCCUCCAGAGACAUGGACAGUCUGUCCCUAUAAAGCCUCCAUAGACAUGGACAGUCUGCCCCUAUAAAGCCUCCAGAGACAUGGACAGUCUGUCCCUAUAAAGCCUCCAUAGACAUGGACAGUCUGCCCCUAUAAAGCCCCUAUAAAGCCUCCAUAGACAUGGAUAGUCUGUCCCUAUAAAGCCUCCAUAGACAUGGACAGACUGCCCCUAUAAAACCCCUAUAAAGCCUCCAUAGACAUGGACAGUCUGCCCCUAUAAAGCCUCCAUAGACAUGGACAGUCUGUCCCUAUAAAGCCUCCAUAGACAUGGACAGUCUGUCCCUAUAAAGCCUCCGUAGACAUGGACAGUCUGCCCCUAUAAAGCCUCCAUAGACAUGGACAGUCUGUCUCUAUAAAGCCUCCAUAGACAUGGACAGUCUGUCCCUAUAAAGCCUCCAUAGACAUGGACAGUCUGCCCCUAUAAAGCCUCCAUAGACAUGGACAGUCUGCCCCCCCCCCCAGUAGUGAUGAUUAUAUUUAUAUAUACAGUAUAUAUAAAUAUAUAUAAUGACAUUACAGCACGUGUGAUUCAUCUGACAGUCAAUGUGAGGUCGUGUUUUUACGUGGAGACGCAGACAGACGGGGAAAGACAUCGAGCGAGCGAGUCUUUAGGCAUUGUGGGUAAAUUCACCAGCUCCUGCUGCUCGCUCUGUAACUUCUUUCAUUGACUGAAUUCAGACUGUGAGCGCCGCUGCACACGCUUAGAUUGCUCAGAUCGACACCCGACGGAGACGCUUUCAGUCCCGCUGGGUUUUGGCGCCCUCUUUUGCGUUUUUCUUGCAUGCACUCAUUGUGCUCUCUGAACGUUCCCAGACUCAGAUUACUGAUUACUGAGUCUCUCCAUCGCAGGAGGACGUAGACGCUGCUGAGAGACGCUGAAUUCUCCUCUAAACACGACUCUGAGAGAUCAACCCGCCUCCCGACACAACAUCACAUCAUCUGCAUGUACGCUGAUGAAAGUUAUUUAAAAAAAGACUCCAGAGCUGAAACAAUCAGUCGAUAAAUAAACAAAAUAAUAACAUAAAAUAAAAAAUAGAUUAGAAUGAACUGAUAAAUCUGCAAGCUUCAACUUCCAGCUUUGCUUUUAUAUCUGCAACGACUAGAAAAUAAAUCAUCCACAAUCUCGAUAACCAAUUUCGUGUCUUGUAUAACCUGUAUGUAUAUGUAUGUAUAUACAUAUAUAUGUAUAUAUCUAUAUAUAUAUACAUAUAUAUAUAUAUAUAUAUAUAUAUGCAUAUAUAUAUAUAUAUAUGCAUAUAUAUAAUGUUUAGUUUCUUGUCCGGUGUGAGUCUCAGCCGGAGCGUAGCGAGGAGAACUCAGCGUCUCCGAUGAUGAUGAUGAAAUGAUGAAGAGUUGUCCAGCAGAUAAAAAGCGUCCCGUCUCGCCGCUCAGCGCCUCUGAAGAGCUCGAUGACGUUAAAGAGAACCAAAAGUCCCAGAAUAGAGAUGUACCAUGUUGUAUAUUGUAGAAGUCCAACAGUAUUAUGGUCUGUCGUCCAGUCGUACAGGAUGUGGAGACGAGUCAUCCGUUGUUCUUCCUCGUCCUCACAGCGUUUUGUCCAGUUUGAAUAAAGGUCCCUAUUCUGUCUGUCUCUCUCUACACUGCCACCCCCCGCCUCCCCCCCCAGGCUCCAGUAUAACCCCCUCCCAGCUCCAGUAUAACCCCCCCCCCCCCUCCAGUUGAUCAUUAUGGGAUGUUUCUGGUCCCGCUGGUGAAUCAGCCACAAGAGUCCCGAUGCAUGUCCUUCAGUACCAGGGCCGCCUGAAACUACCUGUGCAGCGAAAAGGGUUAAAAUUUAUCCAUAAUAUUAUUGUUAUAGAAAUAUUAUCAUCAUCAUUAUUGCUGUUAUAAUUAUGGUUGGUAUAAUUUGUCAUCAUUGUUAGCAUUAUGGAAGCACCGGACUGUUUGUGGAAAGACGAGAAUAAAGAAAGCUUAUUAUUUUGUUGUUUUAUUAAUUAGUCUGACUGUUGGUGGUCUGAUGUCACAGAGGAGGAGGAGGAGGAGGAGGAGGAAGAGGAAGAGGAGGAGAGGAGGAACGGUUCAGAAAGAGACAAAGAUGGCAGUCAUGUUUGUACUGGUUGGGAAAUGACUUACAGUGCUGAAAUAAAAUUUAUUCUUUUAGUAAAAAAAGUA
Messenger RNA from Sebastes umbrosus (honeycomb rockfish), 10167 nucleotides. It is a transcript of the gene fam120c, whose product is annotated as family with sequence similarity 120C. The transcript is spliced from 17 exons. Bases 989 to 4102 code for a protein of 1037 amino acids. Gene Ontology annotation, cellular component: nucleus. The record is from RefSeq and is a predicted model, not a curated record. Lineage: Eukaryota; Metazoa; Chordata; Actinopteri; Perciformes; Sebastidae.